AGAGCACAGAUGUGACACAGAAGGUAGAUGAGUGGAAGGAGCCCCCUGGGAGGGGAUGGGGUUCCCGAUUUGUCCCUAUUGCUUGUCCUGUUCCCAGGCAUUCCCUGUCCCAGUCCGUAUCCCAUUCUUAUUCCCAGUCAUUCCCAAUCCUAUUCCCAGUCAUUCCCAGGCAUGUGACUGGAAGCAGACAUGGAAGGGGGUGAGGGUCACAAUAUUGCUCCUUUCCCAGUCCUGUUCCCAUUCUGAAACCCAGUUCCAGUCCCAUUCCCAAUCCUGUUCCUAAUACAAGUCCCGCUUCCAGCCCUGUUCCAACAGCUAGUCCCAUUCCCAAUCCCAUUCUCAGUCCCGUUCGCGUUUCCAGUCCUGUUCCCAUUCUGAGUCCCCUUCCCAAUCUUAUACUCGGAACAGGACUGGGAGUGGCACUGGGGUUGGGAAUGAGAGUGUGUGACUGGAAGGAGCCGCAGGAGCUGCGGGACCUGCUGGAUCUGGAGCUGCGGAGCGACGGGGAGGGGCGGGAGCGGCUCCUGCAGCGCUGCCGGGAUGUGCUGCGCUUCAGCGUCCGCACCGGUCACCCCCGGUUCUUCAACCAGCUUUUCUCGGGGCUGGACCACCACGCCCUCGCUGGCCGGUUCCUCACUGAAACCCUCAACACGAGCCCGUACACAUACGAAGUGGCCCCAGUGCUGGUGCUGAUGGAGGAGCAGGUCCUGGCCAAGCUCCGGGAGCUCGUGGGGUGGAGCAGCGGCGAUGGCAUCUUCGCUCCCGGGGGCUCUAUGUCCAACAUGUUGGCCAUGAACGUGGCGCGAUUCCGGCGUUUCCCGGAGAGCCGCAGCAGAGGGAACUGGGACCUGCCUCGCCUGGGCCUGUUUGCAUCCCAGGAGAGCCAUUACUCCAUCCUAAAAGGAGCUGCUCUCCUGGGAAUUGGCACGGACAAUGUUCACCUGGUGCGGACAGAUGAGAGGGGGAAGAUGAUCCCGGAAGAACUGGAGAAGGAGAUCCAGAGGGUGAAAGCUGAGGGCUCGGAGCCCCUCUUUGUGUGUGCCACGAGUGGCACCACUGUCCUGGGCGCCUUCGACCCGCUGGACGCCAUCGCCGACGUCUGUGCCCGCCACGGGCUGUGGCUGCAUGUGGAUGCAGCAUGGGGGGGCAGCGCCCUCCUGUCCCCCCGACUGCGUCAUCUCCUUGCCGGCAUCCACAGAGCUGACUCAGUGACCUGGAACCCCCACAAGCUGUUGAUGGUGGGGUUGCAGUGCUCAGCAUUCCUGCUCCGUGACAGCUCCGGCCUCCUGCAGCGCUGCCAUGGCGUGGGGGCCUCAUACCUGUUCCAGCGGGACAAGUUCUACGACGUGUCCCUGGACACAGGGGACAAGAGCCCUCAGUGCGGCCGCCGCGCCGACGGCCUCAAGCUCUGGAUCCUCUGGAAAGCCGUGGGGACCCAGGGGCUGGCACAGCGUGUGGAGCGGGCGUUCGGUGCCUCUCGGUAUCUGUUGGAGCAGGUGAAGAAGAGGGAGGGAUUCCAGCUGGUGAUGGAGCCAGAAUUUAUCAACCUCUGCUUCUGGUUCAUCCCACCCAGCCUGCGGGGCCAGGAGAACUCCCCGCAAUUCUGGGACAAACUGGGAAAGGUGGCCCCAGCCAUCAAGGAAAAGAUGAUCCGGAGGGGCUCCAUGAUGGUGGGAUACCAACCCCAAGGAUCCCACGUCAACUUCUUCCGGCAGAUUAUCACCAAUCCUGCUGUCACCCGCCAGGACCUGGACUUCUUCCUGGAUGAGAUACAGGAAUUGGGAUGGGAUCUGUGAGCAGUCCCAAAAACCUCAGUGAAAGACCCCAAAACCUUCCCCCCAUCCUGGAGGUA
Messenger RNA from Melozone crissalis (California towhee), 1852 nucleotides. It is a transcript of the gene CSAD, whose product is annotated as cysteine sulfinic acid decarboxylase. Gene Ontology annotation, cellular component: cytoplasm. The transcript has 15 exons. Gene Ontology annotation, biological process: carboxylic acid metabolic process. Bases 435 to 1796 code for a protein of 453 amino acids. Gene Ontology annotation, molecular function: sulfinoalanine decarboxylase activity; pyridoxal phosphate binding. The record is from RefSeq and is a predicted model, not a curated record. NCBI's taxonomy places the organism in Eukaryota, Metazoa, Chordata, Aves, Passeriformes, Passerellidae.